AUGUCGACAAACCCAACCAUUCAGUCUAAUAGCUACAGAGCUAUCCGCGCUACCUACACCCCGACUACUAUAACUGUCUACCAAGCCUAUUCACCCGAAAUCGCCAACCCAGCGCUUAAAGCCCAAACAUUUCAGCCACCCUUCUCUCGCACCCGCAUGACCUGGAUCAAGCCCUCAUUCCUGUGGAUGGCAUACCGCUGCGGAUGGGCGACAAAACCACGGCAGGAGCGCGUCCUAGCCAUCGAGAUGACGCGCAAAGGAUUCGAAUGGGCUCUGCAGCAUUCAUGCUUGAGUCAUUGGGGUGACCAGCGGAAGGAAAUUGCAAAGGACAAAGACCAGUGGCAGCAGCAAUUACGCGACAGUCCCGUCCGGAUUCAAUGGGACCCCGAGCGUGAUCUUAAGCACCAGCCUUUGGAAUAUCGGUCUAUUCAAAUUGGGCUAGGGCUCGGGGCUGUCGAAAGCUAUGUCGAUGAGUGGAUUGUUUCUAUUGUCGAUGUGACGGAUACUAUGUGUAAAAUACGGGAAUAUCUGGAGGCGGGAGACUUGGACUCUGCUAGAGCUUGUUUACCCGAGGAGAAGGCUUAUCCGUUGUCGGAGGAGUUGACAAGAAUCUUGCAUGCUUCGUGUUAA
Messenger RNA from Penicillium cataractarum, 630 nucleotides. Its product is annotated as DUF4291 domain-containing protein. Lineage: Eukaryota; Fungi; Ascomycota; Eurotiomycetes; Eurotiales; Aspergillaceae. The record is from RefSeq and is a predicted model, not a curated record. The transcript has a single exon. Bases 1 to 630 code for a protein of 209 amino acids.